This is a messenger RNA of Zootermopsis nevadensis, 3057 nucleotides long. The record is from RefSeq and is a predicted model, not a curated record. Lineage: Eukaryota; Metazoa; Arthropoda; Insecta; Blattodea; Termopsidae.
GAAAAAAUAAUAUAAAUAGGGCAUUUUCGGAGCAACAACUUACCUAUUCUGACUACAGCCAAUAAUUAUUUCAGAGUUUGUGGGGUUAUGUUCUCCAUUUCAUAUAACCAAUGUGGCGGGUAGUGUCACACUUUGCCUUUAGGUUAUGUUGUGUUUGACAUCACUGAGGAGUACCGAAACGCCACCCUGCCUCAGCUACACUCCCCCAUAAUUUUGGCUAAUCGUGUGGUAAAUUUCAUUUUCGUAAAUUGAAACUAGAGUUAAACUAUGGUAUAAGGUCGACUUAAAAAUAUCUUAAAUGUCAUGAAAAACAGUGUAGGAACUUUGAAUGUUUCAUCUUCAAAGCUUGCAUCUUUUAACUGUUAAAUGUUGGUGAUAAUGAGCAACAUGAAUUGAGUACACAUGUACGUAUGAUUUUCCUUGGAGCUAGUGCCCAUAGCCAACCUGGAAGAAGUAGGCGAUAAUUAGUUUUCUGAAGUGCUUAGUCAUCCUCUGCUGAAUGACCUCUGACAAGCCUGGUCUGACAUGAACUUGUUUUUUUAUGAAGAUGGCUGUCUUCUGGGUUGUUGCGCCGUGUAAUCUGGUAGAAGUUUAACGACGUUCCAGAGGUUCUUGCUGCCUCCAUCAUCAGGACGUUCAUGUUUGAUCCUUUCACUUCUAGUAGGAGGGGCGAGCAGUUGGUAGUUUUCUUUUACUGGUGAAGACAAUUCAGUGUAACAGGAUUAAAUAGUGUAGUGUUUGCGCACGUGUUUGGUUUUCACUGGCGACUGAAGACGAAUUACACCUCUACUUCCAAGUUUUGCAUCUGUGUACGUUGGGAAUUGGACGGGGAGAGAGAGAGGGGUUGUCGAUGUAAUGCUCCCCAACUCCUGCCUGCUGUUCGUGAAUAGACCGGCUCGGUGUCGUACGAAACGUGUACCAGUCCCUGCGCAAGUGAGGGUCGAGGGAUUUUGCAAGCGGUGACACCAAUCUGAUUUCCAAAAGAACAAAUGCGACUGGACGGAUAUUACCGGAUACAUCACGAAUUCAGGACUUCAUGCAGCACGCACAUGAUGAGUGGUGAGAUGUGGGACUUGUCGCUGCUAAGUGCCGUGGUUGUGGUGCUUCUGGUAUAUGUUUUGGUGGCCUGGCACAGGUACCAAAAGAGAAGGGCUCGUAUGGUUCGCCUCAUAGACAGGAUUCCAGGACCGCCAUCACUACCCUUAAUCGGGAAUACCAUCGAGUUGAACGUGGAACAUGACGAGCUGCUGGAGCGGUUGAUGGGGUCGACGAAGCUAUGGGGCAGACGCGUGGGUGUGAACCGCAUGUGGAACGGCACCAAGCCUUAUAUUACCGUCUUCCACCCGGACAGAGUCGAGCCAAUCCUCAGCAGUAAUAAGCAUAUAGACAAAAGCAAAGACUACUCCUAUUUGCACCCCUGGCUGGGAACUGGCCUUCUUACCAGUUCAGGCUCAAAAUGGCACAGCCGUCGAAAAAUCCUGACUCCUGCGUUUCACUUCAAGAUUUUGGAAGAUUUCAUCGAUGUAUUUCUAGAACAGAGUUCAAUCCUCGUAAAAAAGUUGGAACGUGAGAUCGGCAAUGAAGCUGGCUUCAACAUCUUCCCUUAUAUAACUCAUUGUGCGCUCGACGUCAUAUGUGAAACUGCCAUGGGUCGACAGGUGAACGCCCAGGGAGACAGUCAAUCAGAAUACGUGAAAGCUGUGUACGAAAUCGGUUCGAUAAUUCAAAAUCGUCAGUCCAAACUAUGGCUCCAGCCCGACUGGAUGUUCCGCUGGACACAUAUGUACAAAACCCACGAGAAAUGCAUCAAAAUUCUGCACGGAUUUUCAAACAAGGUAAUACAAGAGCGGAAGGAAGAAUUCGCCAAACUGCGGGAAAAGAACAAGAUGGCGUCGACAGUGUCGGACGAAGACACAAACACAUUUGGGCGUAAGAAACGUCUCGCCUUCUUGGAUCUUUUGAUAGAGGCUUCGCGAGAUGGUGCCGUACUAUCAAAUGAAGACAUUCGAGAAGAAGUGGAUACAUUUAUGUUCGAGGGCCACGAUACGACUUCUGCUGCCAUCUCUUGGGCUCUGUUCUUACUAGGUGGUCAACCUGACAUACAGACGAAAGUGAUCCAGGAAAUCGACGGGAUCCUUGGCCCGGGCGCAGAACAGGGCAUCACGAUGAAGGACUUGAACGAAAUGAAGUACUUGGAAUGCUGCAUAAAGGAAGCCCUGCGCCUGUACCCGAGCGUCCCAAUUAUUGCGCGUCAGAUAAACGAAGACAUCAACAUGGCGCAUUACACCGUACCUGCUGGAACCACGGCACUUAUUAUUACGUACAUGCUUCAUCGAAACCCAGAAUCAUUUCCACAACCAGAGCAAUUUAACCCAGAUCGAUUCUUGAAGGAGAAUGUGAUAGGCCGACAUCCUUAUGCGUACAUCCCUUUUAGUGCGGGCCCCAGAAAUUGCAUAGGUCAGAAAUUCGCAUUGCUUGAGGAAAAGGCUGUGAUCGCCUCAAUACUGAGAAAGUACCGAGUGGAAGCUGUGGACAGAAGAGAGAAUCUCACUCUUCUGGGAGAACUAAUCCUGAGACCGAAACACGGCCUGAGAAUCAAGAUCUUCCCAAGAUACGCUAAAUCUGAUACCGGGUUUCUGGGCGUAUUCCAAAAACAUUACAGGGCGCAACAACUCAGAAUAUUAUCUUUAUUUUUACGUUUUACUAAUGUACUGAAAAUAAAUGUUUUAAAAUACAUUUUUAAACAUUGACUAACUCCUUGGUGGGGGGUAAAGUAAAGGAAGUGUUUCGUAUUUUACGGAAACUGAAAGUUUAUUUGCCUUAACCAGACACAAGACCUCGCCACUGGUCCCUGUCCUGAGCCAAAUUCAUUUAAUCCACAUUCUCCCUCCGUUUUAAUAUUGUCCUUCCAUUUGCGCCUAGGUAUUCUGACUGAUCACUUCCUUUCAGGCUUCCCCAUCCACAUUUUGUAUUUAUUUCUUAUCUCCCCUAUGCGUUCUACACGCCCUACUCACAUCACAACAUCAUCCUUAAUUCGUUUAUCCUAAUAAUAUACAA